AAGGAAGACAAAAAGAUCUUCCUGAUAUUGGGAUUGAAAUGGCAACGUUUCAAUCCCUUUCUACAGCAUUUCUGGUCUAUGUGAUUGUGUCUAAUCACAUUUUAGUUGAGGCCAAUAUGGCAAAGAACAUGGUUCUAUUCUGGGGAAAUAGUCAGUCCAAAAUAGAAGGGGAUAACCUUCAGCUUGUUUUGGACAAAAGCACAGGCUCGGGAGCAAAGUCGAAGAGAAGUUUCUUAUUUGGAAGCUUUGAAGCUCUCAUCAAGUUCGUUCCAGGGGAUUCUGCAGGAUUAGUAACAGCGUUUUAUCUCUCUUCUUCGGGGACAUAUCAUGAUGAGAUAGAUUAUGAGUUUUUGGGGAAUGCUUCAGGACAGCCUUAUACAAUUCAUACAAACAUAUUUGCUCAGGGUGUUGGACACAGAGAACAACAGUUUCGAUUGUGGUUUGACCCUACAGCUGAUUUCCAUAACUACACAAUUCACUGGAAUCCUAGUACUGUUGUGUGGUAUAUCGAUAGUAUCCCGAUAAGAGUUUUCCGGAACUACGAGAACGUCCUGAAGCAAAGGAUAGGAUUCCCUAAUAAGAAAGGUAUGAGGUUAUAUACCACUUUGUGGAAUGCAGAUGAUUGGGCAACUCAAGGAGGUCGUGUGAAAACAAACUGGACCAACGCACCAUUCACUGCUAAUAUGCGCCGAUUUAGGCCCAGAGCUUGUCAUUGGAUUGGAGAGCUCAGCAAUAGCCAAUGUGCCACUAAAUCCCCAGAAAACUGGUGGACUUCUCCGGAUUAUGCGCAACUAAGUGUACGUCAGUUGGCAAAGCUUGGUCGAGUCCGGAGGAAUUACAUGAUAUAUGAUUACUGCAGAGACCCUGCACGUAAACGCCCCAAUGGUCGAUUGCCACCAGAAUGCUAUCGACCCCAGUACUAACACAAAGAAGUAUAAAUACAGAUACAAGACACAAAUACGACAUAACACUAUACCCCAUAUUUUAAAAAUCUAGGACGGGACAUGG
Molecule: messenger RNA, 1008 nt
Organism: Benincasa hispida (wax gourd)
Lineage: Eukaryota; Viridiplantae; Streptophyta; Magnoliopsida; Cucurbitales; Cucurbitaceae
Product: putative xyloglucan endotransglucosylase/hydrolase protein 26
Biological process (GO): xyloglucan metabolic process; cell wall biogenesis
Cellular component (GO): cell wall; apoplast
Molecular function (GO): xyloglucan:xyloglucosyl transferase activity; hydrolase activity, hydrolyzing O-glycosyl compounds
Source: RefSeq, a predicted model, not a curated record